ACUUUAACACGAUAAUUUACAGUUGUUUAGUACUGAGCCUAUGUGGCUGUUUGUUUGUUUGUUUAUUUAAUCAGGCAAACGUGAUUGCUACCUGUAAAGAGGUCCCCAGAUGCAGCAGCUUUGUUUUGAUCAAUAUAACUCAUACUUUGUUUGUAUUAGCGACGCAUUCUUGUCCCGGAAGUAGAUCUUUCACAUGGCUCAGUAUGGCGCAUGCGCAGAGAGAUGACCGGUCGGGUCAGGAUGGCUGAAAAUGGUGCACAGCUCUUAGCCAGGAUCGAGGGGAGACGAUCGCUCCGACACAUCGAUCGCCACAUUUUUCCUAUGAAUGGUGGUCCAGUUCAAGGUGAUGUCAUUGAGUUUCAUGGAGUAGAAGGAAGCGGUAAGACAGAGAUGUUGUACCACCUCCUGAGCCACUGUAUCCUCCCCACACACAGCGGAGGGCUGGAGGUGGAGGUCGUCUUCAUAGACACAGACUACCACUUUGACAUGCUGCGUCUGGUGAGCGUCCUGGAGGCCUGUCUGUCCCCGUCACCUCCAGAGAGCGAGACGGAUGUGCAGGUGGACACAGAGGUGGUCCGUUCCAGCUUAGGUCGCCUGUCUGUGCUGCAUUGCUCCAGCUCCGUCCAGCUCCUCCUUACGCUGCAUUAUCUGGAGGGAACUCUGUGCACCCGGCCCACCCUCUGCCUGCUCGUCAUAGACAGCAUCUCCGCCUUCUAUUGGAUAGAUCGCGCCAGCGGUGGUGAUAGCCUGGCUCGACAGGAGGCCAAUAUGAGAAAAUGCACAGAGAUCCUGGAUAAGCUCAGGAGAGACUACGGCCUUGUCGUUUUUGCCACCACGCAUGCGGUCAUGAAAAAUUAUUCAUCCGGCUCGACGGCUUCUGGAUCGUCAGAGCCGUGGAAAUGCAGCUCGGACUUCGACAAGCAGUAUCUCUGUCGAGCCUGGCAAAAGAUUCUCACACACAGACUUCUGUUCUCCAAAAGUGUCCAAAGUAGCGUUCCUGAGGAGAACAAACAGCUUUUCUCAGUGGCUUGUAACACUGUAAGGACUAAAGGUGUUCAUCGAUGUGUGUUUUAUGUCACAGAAGCUGGAGUUCAGUUUACCGAGUGACACACACACAUCUGUGCACAUCUGUUAUUAAAUCCUUUUAAUCGGACGUUUCGGGGGACCGAAUAACGGCGUGUGUUCGGGGUCUGAACUUUGAAAGAAGUCAAAUUUUUAACAAGGAAAACAAAAUCAUCUUAAAGACAGAUUCUGAGCGAUAUCUUACCGAUCAGAGGCCUCGUCGCCCAUUUCGUCUGUAUUCGGUGAUAACUACAGAUUUUUCUCUUUUCUUAAAUGUUAUUUUGAUACACAAAACUGUACUGGAUUUUAAUAAAGACACUUGAAAUUA
Messenger RNA from Tachysurus fulvidraco (yellow catfish), 1390 nucleotides. RefSeq names its product X-ray repair complementing defective repair in Chinese hamster cells 2 (gene xrcc2). Gene Ontology annotation, molecular function: ATP-dependent DNA damage sensor activity; four-way junction DNA binding; ATP binding. Gene Ontology annotation, biological process: double-strand break repair via homologous recombination; DNA strand invasion. The coding region runs from base 211 to 1107 and encodes 298 amino acids. Gene Ontology annotation, cellular component: replication fork; centrosome; Rad51B-Rad51C-Rad51D-XRCC2 complex. The record is from RefSeq and is a predicted model, not a curated record. The transcript is spliced from 4 exons. Lineage: Eukaryota; Metazoa; Chordata; Actinopteri; Siluriformes; Bagridae.